AUGCUCAUGACCGACUCGUCGUUCAAGGACUCGCUCGACGCCAACGUCAAGCUCUUCCGCUCGUCGAUGACCGACCUCGGCUUUACCAUUGCCGGCAAGGACCACCCGAUCGCGCCUGUCAUGCUCGGCGACGCCAAGCUCGCCGCCACCUUUGCCGACAAGAUGCACGAGCGCGGCGUCUACGUUGUCGCCUUCUCCUACCCGGUCGUCCCGCAGGGCAAGGCCCGCAUCCGGGUCCAGAUCUCGGCCGCCCACUCGACGGACCAGAUCAACCACGCCAUCAACGCCUUUGCCGACGUCGGGCGCGAGCUCGGCGUCAUUGCCUAG
Molecule: messenger RNA, 327 nt
Organism: Thecamonas trahens ATCC 50062
Lineage: Eukaryota; Apusomonadida; Apusomonadidae
Exons: 1
Coding region: 1-327 (108 amino acids)
Biological process (GO): biosynthetic process
Molecular function (GO): pyridoxal phosphate binding
Source: RefSeq, a predicted model, not a curated record